CCUUCAGUCUUCAGGCUGACAGAGAGACAUAGAGAAAGAGAGAGAGAGAGACUUUUAGAGGGUUAUAGAGAGCCAUAGACAGCGAUAGAGAGCGAUAGAGAGCGCCCGCCUGCCUUUUUAAGGGUUGUUUUAUUUUUAUUUUAUUUUAUUUACCCUCAGCCACAACUUUCUAAAGUGUUUACACGCUGUUAUUAUGUUUUAACUGGGCUAAAUAUUAGUUUAAACCCUCCAGGCCCUGUUUUUUCUUUUUUAUUUUAUUUAGAAGCUCCCUCCUGCCUUCUGGAACUACUUUUUCCUCUAAAUACUUCACCCACAAAAAUAGCACAGGGCAGCACGGGACCCGAGAGGACUUUGGAAGCUGCCACCGGACCCAAACGCCGCUAAUGCAGCCUUUCUAACCCCAUAUUUGACUUUCCCAGGCUCUAAACUAGCUCCAAACAUGGGACUACACCCUUUAGAGUUCAGCGAGUGCUACCUGGACAGCCCCAGCUUCAGGGACAAGAUCAGAGCUCAUGAAGCAGAGCUGGACAAAACCAACAGGUUCAUCAAAGAGCUUUAUAAAGACGGGAAAAACCUCAUCAACGCGACCAAACAGCUCUCUCUGGCCCAGCGCAAGUUUGCCCAGUGCCUGGGUGAGUUCCAGUUUGAAUACAUUGGGGAUGCAAAGACUGACGAUGAAAAAUGCAUCGACGACUCCUUGCAGGAAUUUUCAGCAUUCCUCAGAAAUCUGGAGGACCAGAGGGAGCUGAUGAUGAGGAACAUCACAGAGACGCUGAUGAAGCCUCUGGAGAAGUUUCGGAAGGAGCAGCUGGGUUCAGCGAAGGCCGAGAGAAAGAAGUACGAGAAGGAAACGGAGAAGUAUUACACUUCUUUGGAGAAACUUUUGAACAUGUCAGCAAAGAAGAAGGAACCGCAGCUGCAGGAGGCAGACAUGACGGUGGAGGGGAUGCGGCAUCACUUUCAGGAGGAGUCUUUGGAGUAUGUCUGUAAGCUGCAGGAGAUCCAGGAGAGGAAGAAGUUUGAGUGUGUUGAGCCUAUGCUGGCUUUCUUUCAGACAGUGUUCACGUUCUAUCACCAGGGAUUCGAGUUGGCCAAGGAUUUUGAUCACUACAAGCGCGCUCUACAGAUCAAUAUUCAGAACACGCGGAGUCGUUUCGAGGGGACGCGUUCAGAGGUGGUUGAACUGAUGAAGAAGAUAAAGGAGGCUCCUCAGGAAUACAGACAAACCAGCCCCAUCAGCAGUGAGGGAUACCUCUACGUCCAGGAGAAACGACCUCCUCCGUUCGGCUCCAGCUGGGUGAAGCGGUACUGCACGUUCGUCAAAGAGCAGAAGAUCCUGCAUAUGGUCACUUUUGACCCCAAAUCUGGGGGGAAGUUGGGUGAAACAGAAUCAGUCACACUGAAGUCCUGCGUGAGGAAAACGACAGACACUCUUGACCGGCGGUUCUGCCUCGAUAUAGAGAUAACAGACCGACCCGGCACUGUGCUGACGGUCCAGGCUCUCUCGGAGGAUGACCACAAGUUCUGGAUGCAGGCGAUGGGCGGAAAAGAACCAGUGCACUAUCUGGGGAGGACGUAUUCAAAAGAACGAGGAAUUAGCACUCUUUUCAGCAACUUUUGGAGCGCACCCGGACUUGCUAGAACAGUUGAUGCUCAGCUGGAUGAAAAUGGUGUGAAUUUCGUUAGGAACUCCAUCAACGCUAUUGAAACACGAGGUAUUAAUGACCAGGGUCUGUACAGAGUGGUCGGGGUCAGCUCGAAGGUACAGAAGCUGCUGAGUUUAAUGAUCGAUGAGAAGAGCAGUGAUGUGGACCUGGCUGUGUGUGAGGAGUGGGAUGUGAAGACCAUCACUAGCGCUUUAAAACUCUACCUGAGGAGUCUGCCUGAGCCAUUAAUGACGUACGGCCUUUACAAGGAGUUUAUAGUUCCUGCAAAGGGUGUAAGUCCCGAGGCUCGUGUUCAGGCUAUUCACUGCUUGGUGCACAAACUGCCUGAGAAAAACCAAGAGGUGUUGAGUCUGGUCACCAAACAUCUCGCUAAUGUGGCAGCCCACAGUAAGCAGAACCUGAUGACCGUUGCUAAUCUGGGUGUGGUGUUCGGCCCCACGCUCAUGCGGCCGCAGGAGGAGACGGUGGCCGCCAUCAUGGACCUGAAGUUCCAGAACAUCGUGGUGGAGAUCCUGAUUGAGCAGCAUGAAAAGAUUUUUGGAGAUGCUCCGAGCACGUGUCCAGCCUCUGCUAUCUCUCCCCUCGCCCCGACACGCCAGUCCAAGAAGCAAUCCCGCCAGAGUCGACCGCUGGCUGUGUACAACCCUCAGGUUCUGGACAUUCACACAGUCUCAGUCUCUCCAUCCUCAGAGGGCGUGUCUCUGGCUCCUGACGAGGCAUCUCUGGGCAGUAAUGAAUCCGUCUCCUCUCAGUCCUCCACAGCGUCGGUCUCGGAAACCCCACCAGAGAAGUCCAAGAAUUCCCUCAGCUGCACACUACCCAUCACCGCCUCACAGAACUCUGGCGGCUCCACGGCCAUGGCGUCAUGGAUGAACUCGACGUUCAGCCCCUCCACGCCCGAACCCGGAUCAGAGGGAUCAGAGGAAGCGGCCACAGCAGCUGGAGGCCAUGAAGAUAAACCAGCAGAAAGUGUCACCCAGAUGAAAGCCAAGGCUGUGUACUCGUGCGAGGCCGAGCACGAUUCGGAACUUUCCUUCCAGGUUGGAGCAAUCUUCACCGACGUGACUCCGUCGCGGGAGCCAGGCUGGCUGGAAGGAGAGCUGGAGGGCAGGCGUGGCCUCAUCCCUGAGAACUAUGUGGAAAUGCUGUAACCCGGGACGAACAGACGCAGCGCUCUAUAUACAUGGUAUCCAUGAUGUGGCCCUGACUUUAUAUAUAUAUAUAUACACUCGUCUCACCCUCAGACUCCGCCUCCUCCUUCUUCUUUCUGUCCCAUCUUUUCCUUGGCGGCGUCUCAGCGGGGUAUUAAUAGGACUAGAGAUGAGACAGAAGCGCAGAUAUUUUAUUGUCUUAAAGCAGGAGGGAAUUGAAUGCGCCUCAUCUUUAAAUGUACAUAUAUAUACGGUAUUAAGCCAAGUGGGCGGAGUCAGUCACUGCCUGUGCUGUCAUCUGUACGCGUCGUCGUCGUAUGUCUUGUAUGUUUUGUUUGUCGUUUGUGUUUUUAAUGAACAGUUUGGAUUUGCUGCAUGGGUGUAUAUUAUAUAUAUAUAUAUAUUAUUAUUAUUUUAUAUUAUUUAAUUGACACAGUUCAUUUAAUUGAAUCUUUUUUUUUUUUUUUUUUUUGAGCAUUUAAGCAAAAUAUGAGCUUAUGUGUGAUGAAACGAUCAAUAAGUCAUAGCCGUUGCUUAGUUUGGAAGGGUUGUUGAAGUUUGCUUGGUUGAUUGGCGGGUUGAAGGGUUGAAGCACUCCUGCUGUUGAGGUUUAUGGAUUUUGUUGAGCACAUUAUGAUAUUAUGAUGCACACAGCUGAAAAAUUAAUUAUUUUAGAAAUUGUGCUGCGUUCAAAUGUUGUGCCUUAGACUCACUAUGCAUCACUAUCAUUUGUUUGUUCAUUUUAUUUUAAUUUUUUUUGGACGCUGUCCAGACGUUUGUUUGGACCGAACAAUCAUAUUUUUAUUGUACAGAGCAAAAAACUAAAUUUUAUAUAAAAAAAAAAACAAUUGUCAUUCAACUUAAAUUAAAUCCAAUCAUUUCACAACGACCAUAAACUCAGUAUUGCCUGGUCCUACCAUUGUAUUAAAUUUUGGCCAUAUUAUUAUUUUUAAUACUGUUAUUCUUGAGUAAAGGUCAUAUAAGGUUUCAUACAUGGAUGAAAUCCUCUGUAGGUGAUUCAGAAAAGCUCUUUGUGUAGACUCUGCUUUGCUGGGACUGAGACGUUCACCGCGGCAGCCGUGCGCCUCACUGCAGUUUAAUGAGGUGAUCUCAUUUCUAUAAGAGCGUUUCAUUGGUUAAGGCUGAUAUUUGUGACUGAGCACCGCUGCAGUAAUUUAAGACAGUGAUUUAUAUCGUCUGUAAAGGUCCUGCCAUUGGUUUGAUUUUUGUAUUAUUGUAUAUUGUGUUGAUCAAUGUUAAAUAAAUAAAGGCUUUUUAUUCUUA
This is a messenger RNA of Astyanax mexicanus (Mexican tetra), 4102 nucleotides long. RefSeq names its product Rho GTPase activating protein 10 (gene arhgap10). Gene Ontology annotation, molecular function: protein binding; GTPase activator activity. Bases 440 to 2818 code for a protein of 792 amino acids. Gene Ontology annotation, biological process: signal transduction. The record is from RefSeq and is a predicted model, not a curated record. The transcript has 24 exons. Gene Ontology annotation, cellular component: cytoplasm. NCBI's taxonomy places the organism in Eukaryota, Metazoa, Chordata, Actinopteri, Characiformes, Acestrorhamphidae.